AUGGCGCAGAGAACAGAGACAGAGAAAAAAGAAGAAAUAGCGCACAGUGGAAAAGCUGCCCAGACAUGCAGCUCAAACGAAGAGUGCAGGCUAUUUUCCUCUGAGAAUGGCUCGAUCAACAGGACACAUGCGGAUGAUGAGAACAAAGAGCGCAAAAGCAAUUUAAUAACGGAAAAUAUUUUACAUACGAAACAGGAUAGGCCAAUUAGCAACGAAGAAACAGAUGAAGAGCCUACAAAUGCAUCUAUAGAUGAGAAGAAUAAAAAUGGUAGAAACUUACUCCCUCUCUCCUAUAUAGACAGGUACUCCAGACAAAUGAUAAUUAAGGAAAUAGGGCUGGAGGGACAGCACAAGCUAAAAGAAGCAAGGAUUCUGGUUGUGGGCGCAGGAGGGCUAGGUUCCCCUGUGCUGAUGUACCUGGCUGCAAUGGGCGUAGGACACCUGGGCGUCUGUGACUCAGAUACAGUUGAAGACUCAAACCUAAAUAGGCAGGUGCUGUAUAAGGAAAUGUCCGUUGGACAAUCAAAAACAGAAGAAGCAGUCAAGUAUCUAUCCAGUCUCUCGUCCUCCACUGUGUACAAAACAUACCCAAAGAUAACCCCGCAUAACAUCUGGGAAAUUGGCGCAAAGUAUGACUUAGUGAUGGACUGUGGUGACAACAGAUCUCUUCGAUACUUGCUAAGUGACUACUGCAGAGCAAGAUCUCUUCCGUACAUAGGCGGAUCGUCUUUAAGGUGGGAAGGACACAUCUACACUCUCAACAAAAUAUGCUACCGAUGUGUCCAUCCUUCUAUUUCCAAAUAUUCAAGUGGAAGCUGUGCUAGUGCUGGAAUAAUAGGAAGUAUGUGCGGGGUGGUUGGGUCAGUGAUGGCCACUGAGGCAAUGAAAGUGACUCUUGGUGUGUCUCUGGGCGACAGCUUCGUGUACACCAAUGGAUUAAAAGGAGAAUACAUGAAUAUCAAUCUGAUAAAGAAAGAGUGCGCGGUGUGCAAAGCACUGUCCAGGAUGACGCUCUCCGAGAAAAAGAAAAUGAUACUAGAAGAGAACAGAAAGAUAGAAGAAAUAGAUGCAGAGGCAGGGUCGUGUCUGAUCAGUGAAAUAGCAGAUAAAAUAUCUGAUAUAAAGAUGAGUGAUAAAGUAGACAGUAGAGCACACGAAAAGAUGGAAACAAAAGAGAAAGAAUCAGAUGGAGCAGGAAAUAAGAGUAUAGAAGGAGAAAGCAAUGAGACCGUAGAUUCUUCAUCCAAUAGUAUUGAUACAUCAAAAAGUAACGAAAAAAUGAAUGCUAAACACUCGCCAUCCGAGAUAGAGUGGGAGGCUGUGCUAUCAUAUAGCACCCUGUACUUUGUUGUAGACAUACGGCCAGAGGCAGAGCAGAGAAUACUCCCCAUUCCUAGUACGUAUCUCUACACUCUUAGCGACAUAAUCGAUAACCCAAAGAAGGCGCACGAGAUGAUAAACAGAAAAGCAAGAAAUAGACAGAUUGUCCUGUGCUGUAGGAAUGGAACUACAUCUAAGAAGUUUCUGGGUAUCUUCAAUGCGAUGAAUGUUUCAGGAGGAGCUCAGUCUUAUGUUAAGCACAGUAAAAGAAAAGUUGAAAAUAAAUAA
Molecule: messenger RNA, 1608 nt
Organism: Nematocida minor
Lineage: Eukaryota; Fungi; Microsporidia
Product: adenylyltransferase and sulfurtransferase
Exons: 1
Coding region: 1-1608 (535 amino acids)
Cellular component (GO): cytoplasm
Molecular function (GO): ubiquitin-like modifier activating enzyme activity
Source: RefSeq, a predicted model, not a curated record